AUGGUUAGAUUCUUGUGCAUCUAUUCUGCCAUUCUCUAUCACAAGUCAAUGAAAAUCGUUUACAUAUCUAACGGAGCAAUUCAUAAAUCUUUGGAACAAGUUAAAACCCUAAACCACAUGGAAACCGAAAAAAUUGCCGAAACAACAGGACAUAUAAGAAAAAGUGUGUCCCUCGGGAGUGACCUCAUAGACUAUGAUGGAAGAACAUCUGCCGAUGAAUACCCCAUGGAUUCCGAGUACACGAGCUCCCACAAUACUGAAUCCAUAAUUGAGUUCACAGAUAAAGAUGAUAAAGAUCCCGAAAACCAAAAAUCCAAUUCACUUCAAGUAAGUUCUAAUCUUGUUAAUCAAGAAUCAGUAUCUUCCGGAUACCAACAAUCCCAUGAAGAAAUCUCGGAAAACGAGUCGCGAUUUUACCAAGAUUUUCCACAACAGUUGGUUAAAUCGAACUCGUUACCGUUUCUUGAAAGUUCAUUGUCUAAAUUGGUCGAUCAAUCUCAAUCUACCGAUGACUUAAAAGCUUUAGAAAGAGUCGAAACUGAAAAAAACACUACGGAUGAUAGUUCGGAUUCAUGUAACCAUGUGGGGUCCGCUAAAGAUUGGAUAGUCCCGGGGGUUGAUGAAUCGGGUAAAGAGAAAAAAAUUCAAGAAGAUUAUACGAGUCGCAGUUGGGACCGAUUGGCGAAUAGGGAUUUUAAAGUUAAACGGAUUGAGAAAUGGGUUAUGGAUCUUCAUUCUACUCCGGUCAAUGAAGUCAACAAGCCCAUGAAUCUUGAUAACCGGAGGAAAAACGCUCGAACCGCUAUUUUGGAUUGUCAAGCCACUUCGAGAACGGGGACCAAAGGUGUUCGGGGCAUGGAUGCUGCAAAAAGUUAUAUUUCUUCAUUGAGCGGCUCAUCAUCGACUGCUCAUUUGGCUAACCAUGGUUUGGUUACAAUACCGUUUUUGAGCGCGUAUACAAGCAUGAAGGAGCUUAAUUUAUCGGGAAACACCAUAGUUAGGAUAACGGCAGGCAUUCUUCCAAAAGGACUCCAUAUUCUCAACUUAUCAAAAAACAAUAUUUCUGUUAUUGAAGGGCUACGGGAACUUACUCGAAUUCGUGCACUUGAUCUGAGUUACAACCGUAUACUUCGAAUAGGACAUGGUCUAGCAGCUUGUUCAUCAUUAAAAGAACUAUACUUAGCCGGAAACAAAAUAAACGAGGUCGAGGGUCUCCACCGUCUCUUAAAACUAAAAGUCUUGGAUCUUCGUUUCAACAAGUUGUCCACCACAAAGAGCCUAGGCCAGCUCGCAGCUAAUUAUAACUCAUUACAAGCCAUUGGGCUUGAGGGUAACCCGACCCAAAAAAACGUAGGCGAUGAACACCUCAAAAAGUAUCUAACCGGGCUUCUCCCACAUUUAGCUUACUACAAUCGACAGUCCAUCAAACCGGGCUCUUUAAAAGAUCCGGUCAACCGGGCUAGCCAACUUGGCCCGUUGGACCGUGGGAUGCGGAAGUCAACUCAUUGCCGGAAAAGUCAAACCGCAAGUUCACAUGGCCGACAUGUUCGUUUGCCACCGAGUGGGAUGAAGACGGUGAAUGUAAGGCAUAAUUUUCAUGAUCUGAGUAAUAAACGUAUGACCGUUGGAGCGAAGAAUGUCAUUCGAAGAACACGAAGCGAAGGAAUUUUACUUAGAGCAGCUUAG
Lactuca virosa is the source of this 1686-nucleotide messenger RNA. Lineage: Eukaryota; Viridiplantae; Streptophyta; Magnoliopsida; Asterales; Asteraceae. The record is from the annotation of a GenBank genome assembly.